Messenger RNA from Micromonas commoda, 1398 nucleotides. RefSeq lists its product with no specific name. The transcript has a single exon. Lineage: Eukaryota; Viridiplantae; Chlorophyta; Mamiellophyceae; Mamiellales; Mamiellaceae. The coding region runs from base 1 to 1398 and encodes 465 amino acids. The record is from RefSeq and is a predicted model, not a curated record. Gene Ontology annotation, molecular function: GTPase activity; magnesium ion binding; GTP binding. Gene Ontology annotation, cellular component: mitochondrion.
AUGCGAUGCUUCGACACCGCCAAGAUUUACGUCAAGGCUGGGGACGGAGGGCGAGGGAUGGUGGCGUUUCGCCGCGAGGCGUUUGUGGCGCAGGGCGGACCGUACGGCGGCAACGGCGGCAACGGCGGCGCCAUUUACUUCGAGGCGGACGAGGGCAUCAACUCGUUGGUCGGGUUUCGGAAGAAGGUUCACCACCGCGCGGAGCCCGGGGGUAACGGCGGCGGGAAGAAGAUGCAGGGAAGCGACGGCCGCGACCGCACCGUCCUCGUACCCCCCGGCACCGUCGUGAGAAACUCGCAGACGGGCGAGGUCAUCGCCGAGAUGUUCGCGCACGGGCACAGGGAGAUGAUCAUACCGGGCGGGAGGGGCGGGAGGGGCAACGCGUCCUUCAAGACGGCGAAGAACAAGGCUCCGCAGAUUGCCGAGAACGGUGAGGAGGGCAUGGAGAUGUGGGUGGAGAUGGAGCUCAGGCUGGUGGCGGAUGUCGGGAUCAUCGGGGUGCCGAACGCGGGCAAGAGCACGCUGCUCGCAGGCGUGAGCAACGCCAAGCCCAAGAUCGCGGACUACCCCUUCACCACCAUCGUCCCCAACUUGGGGGUCGUCGAGCGCGACUACGCGCGAAUGGUGUUUGCGGAUAUCCCCGGUUUGUUGGAGGGUGCCAGCGAGGGCAUCGGCCUCGGCUUUGAGUUUCUUCGACACGUCAAGCGCACCAGGGUGCUGGUGCACGUGCUGGACUGCACCAGCAAAGACGUCAUGGACGAGUACGAGGCUAUCCGCAACGAGAUUCACCUCUUCGAUCCCGAGGUUGGGGAGAAGCCGGAGAUUGUCGCGCUGAACAAGGUUGACGCCUCCGAGGAAGCCGCGACGAGGGCGCUGGAGCUUCAGGAGGAGUUUCGCGAUUUCGGGAUCGACGCGCACGUCGUCAGCGCCCUGGACGGCUCGGGCGUCGCGGAGCUAGUCACGGCGACGAAGAAAGCGCUCGACGCUCUUCCCCCAGUCGAUUACGAGGCUGAGGCCAGGGCGGCGGAGGCGAGGCGAGGCACGGUGGCGAGAGCCGCCGACGGGAAGGAGCUGAGCGACUUUGAGAUCGUCGACGACCCCUACGCGUUCUACGUCAAGGGCGCUGCGAUCGAGCGGUUCGUGCAAAUGACCAACUGGGACUACUUCGAGUCGUUCAAGAGGUUCGCUCAGGUUCUGAAGAUGUCCGGGGUUGAGCAGGCGCUUAACUCGGCGGGUGCCGGCGAGGGCGAUCGCAUCGUCAUUGGAAAGUACGAGUUUGAGUGGAGCCGCGACAACAGGACGGGGGCCCUGUACGAGUCAUGGAAGGCAAAGAUGGACGAGAAGCCGGCGGGAACCACCCAACAGGGAUCCCGUCACUGGCCCCACGCAGCUGGAUAG